This is a messenger RNA of Chaetomium strumarium, 2676 nucleotides long. RefSeq lists its product as uncharacterized. Lineage: Eukaryota; Fungi; Ascomycota; Sordariomycetes; Sordariales; Chaetomiaceae. The record is from RefSeq and is a predicted model, not a curated record. The transcript is spliced from 2 exons. The coding region runs from base 344 to 2605 and encodes 753 amino acids.
GGUCUAGCUUUUCUAGCUUCCAUUCGACGGUACCUCUACUGUGUAGCUCUGCCGAGCAUUUAUUGCAUGUCCGAAGGCUCGCCGACUCAACUGGAUUAAAUAACUAUCAUUUGCUCGCCGUCAGCGUGCCCAAUCCCUUCCUCCUCCUUCCCUUGUUUUCGAUCCCAUCUUGCUCCGCAUUCACAUCGCUACUCGAUAAAGGCCCGACGCCGAGAACCCAAGCAACCUUCGACCAGCGAUCCGAGUCCAGGGUGUUCGACCCAAACCCAAAUAUCUCUCUACCUAACCUGCUCCUCGCCGUCACUUGCACUAGCCACCCGCCUCACUUUGUCUCCCCCACAGCAUGACCCAGCUCAGCGAAGUCGAUCACCUCAAAGCCCUGCUCGUUCGAAGUGAGCAAGAGAAGCUUGAGUUGAUGCAGAGGCUCAACCAGACAUACACAAUCCCCGGGCUCGAUGGCAUCCCGGCAAGCCACCAAAUAUCGCCGCCAUCACAUUCUCCCCUCGGAGACAAUGGCUGCUCAAGAACCAGCGCAAUGCCCCGCAGCGCCACAAACGGCCCGUGGCCUCAGCUCAACCAGGUCCAGGUGAUGCAACAGCAGGAAGAGGGUCCUCCGCCCAUGAAGCGCUCAAAGACGACCCAUGACGCUGUGUCGUCGACGACGGCGCCCAUGAUGCGGUCGAGGUCGAACAACCUCUCGCGCCCCGGUCCGAAGCCAAACCCCUUCAGUGCCAGGGGUCCCUGCCCAGCCGCGCCACCGGUCCCAAUCAAGAGUGUUCCGGCCGCCAGCCCGGUCAUCUUGGACGAGUUCCAGCACCUCAACCAGACCCCGUUUCAAAGCCCGAUGGAUGCUGGUAUUACGGACAGCGCCUUCUUUCUCGGGCAGCCACAAUUCGGCGGAUUUGGCCGCGAGAUCCCGUUUGAAGAGUUGAUGUCGAUGCCCGACGACCAGCUGUUCGCGCCCGGCGGCUCUCUCUCCUCUCCCAUCAACAUCGCUCCGCAACCGUACCCUAGCGCCACGGUCUCGUCGGCCUGCGGAUCACUGACCUCUGGACCGACGUUGGACACGGCGCCGAUGUCAAGAUGCAACAGCUCCAUGAACGACAACGCUUCGCUCUCGGGCCAGUUCAGUGAGAUGGUCCGGAUCCAGUCGCAACAGUCGGUGCAAAGCCCGGUCCGCCCGGAUAGCCUUCGACCAAGUCCCAUCGCUGCCGCCGCUUACUCCCCGUUUCCAGGGGCCGCGACCGCAAUGGGAGCCGGCCCAUUCGCACACGGCUAUCCCUCGUCUGCUCCAGUGGAUUCGACGCUUUCGCAAUACCGGCACCAGCACGAGCACCAGCACCCGAUGAGGCCGUCCCUGUCGCAGUCAAGCAUACAGUCCACGGCGUCUUCUGCUGACGUGCCGUCACCCCGCGACCUCGGCAACUCCUUGAGCCAGCACCUCACCAUGGAGCGAUCCGUGUCCAAGGACAGCAUCAAGUCCAACUCGUCCUUGCAACACCGUGCCAAAGAAGCGCUUGCUCGGCAGAACCAUGCCGCCAAGUCUCGCCAUCUCCAGCCCAAACCGGCCGCCAGUGCUAUCAAGCAGGAGUCCGCCGGUGCCGCCAGCAGCUCCACGAAGGACGGAAAGGCCAUCAUCAGCAAGACCAAGUACGAGCGGCCCAAGCAUCCCAAGGUGAUGUGCGGUCUCUGCAACGACCAUCCCGACGGCUUCCGCGGAGAGCACGAGCUGAGACGGCACCAGGACGCCAAGCACAAGGACAUCGUGCAAAGGUGGUUCUGCUGCGAUCCCAGCGUCCCGGUGGCCGAUGGCGUAGCCAAAUGCGCGGACGGGCCGGUUGAGGUACAGAUCCUCAAGCCGCUCAAGGAUUGUAAGGCAUGCUCCCAGGGCAAGCACUAUGGCGCGUACUACAACGCCGCCGCACAUCUCCGCCGCACGCACUUCAGCGUCCACGCCCGGAAGAGCGCCAAGAACGGGGCGGCGAGUAAGGCGGACGAGGACAAAGGAAAGCGUGGCGGGAAUGGCGGCGGUGACUGGCCGCCUAUGGACGAGGUGAAGAAGUGGAUGCGGUCCAAGUGGGUGAAGCUCCGCGGGGACGAGAGCCCAGACGACGACGCCGAGGAGGCCGAGGAACUGGAGAGCGGGCUCCCUGCCGAGCUGCAAUACAGCUCCCAGCCGCCGGCGUUCCCCACGGAUGGCUUCGACAUGGCAACCGCCUUCGCCAACAUCGGCGCGGGCUUCGCCAGCCAGGGCAUCGACAUCCCAUUCCACGGUGCGCUCGACUCGCAGCAGGCUGCUCCGGCCGGGAUGUACUCGUUCUCGGCACCGCUGGCCCUGCAAGGCACUGGUUCGCCUUCGUCCGCGUUUGACUACUCGAUGCAAUCAACCAUCGUGCACGGGAUGGGAUUUGAUGGCAACGCCGGCAGCAACGGCUACAUGUCGCCUGUCUCCUCGAACGCCACCGUCACGGACGCGCCCGUCGGCGUGUAUGGGCAGCAAAGCCUGCUGCCCCCCGCUGUUCCCAUGCAGAUGCAGCCGAGCUGUGGGGACGUCGCGGAUGCGGAUCUGCCUUUUGAUCUGACCUUCACUGGAAUGGGCCAGUGAGCAGUGGUCAGCGGCUUGUCUGUCUCCAUCACUGCCCCAUGGGCCGGCAUGGGCAGUCUUAUUUCCGUCGG